CACGCCCCCGCCCGCAGCGUCACGUGACGCCACCACGGAACCCAAGGAGCCGGGCCUAAGCCGAGUUAAAAGUCGUUGCCGGCGGCCGCCGCGAGUGCAACCCGAGAGGCUCACCCGGAGACGAGUGUGGCAGGCCCGGGGAGGUAGAUGCUACCUUUUCCCGGUCAGGUCGGCUCCCGGUCCCUUGCCACCAUUCGCCGCUCGCGUCUCCUUGAGCCUUUGCAUGCGCUCUCUCGCGUGAGCAGGCCCCGGUUACCAUGUAGCGGGAAAGCCUGAGGGAGCACGGGUGCCGGGUACGAGCUCAGCGCUGACGGCACGCAGCUUCGGCGUGUGUGGCCCCCCUUCCCCCUUCCGCCCCCCGCAUCUCUGCCGCGGCCCGCGGGGCCCUGCUGGGAACUCCGGCCUCCCGAGGAGGCCUGGCCCCGAGCGCCGCCAAUUCUCGCCGCCGCCUCUCGCGAGAGUCCAAGUUGAAGGAACAUGGCGACAUCUAAUCUGUUAAAGGAGAAUGAAGGCAUCCAGCUAAGGAAGCUGAAGACCACUGGACAAAUGAGACAUCUGAGGGAAAAGGACAAAUCAUCCAGAGAAAAUGUCCCAAGAAAAAGAAAUAAAGGUUCUCUGCAGUUUGAAGACAAGUGGGAUUUCAUGCGUCCAAUUGUUUUGAAGCUUUUACGCCAGGAAUCUGUAACAAAACAGCAGUGGUUUGAUCUGUUUUCGGAUGUACAUGCAGUCUGUCUCUGGGAUGACAAAGGCUCAUCAAAAAUUCAUCAGGCUUUAAAAGAAGAUAUUCUUGAAUUUAUUAAGCAAGCACAGGCACGUGUCCUGAGCCAUCAAGAUGACACAGCUUUGCUAAAGGCAUAUAUUGUUGAGUGGCGAAAAUUCUUCACACAGUGUGAUAUUUUACCAAAACCUUUUUGUCAACUAGAGGUUACUUUAUUGGGUAAACAAAGCAGCAAUAAAAAGUCAAAUAUGGAAGAUAGUAUUGUUAGAAAGCUCAUGCUUGAUACGUGGAAUGAGUCAAUUUUUUCAAAUAUAAAAAACAGACUGCAGGAUAGUGCGAUGAAGCUGGUGCAUGCUGAGAGAUUAGGGGAAGCUUUUGAUUCUCAGCUGGUCAUAGGAGUUCGAGAGUCCUAUGUUAAUCUUUGUUCUAAUUCUGAGGACAAGCUUCAGAUCUAUAGGGAUAAUUUUGAGAAGGCUUACUUGGACUCAACGGAGAGAUUUUAUAGAACACAGGCACCCUCGUAUUUACAGCAAAAUGGUGUGCAGAAUUACAUGAAAUAUGCAGAUGCUAAAUUAAAAGAAGAAGAAAAAAGAGCACUCCGUUACUUAGAAACAAGACGAGAAUGUAACUCUGUUGAAGCACUCAUGGAAUGCUGUGUAAAUGCGCUGGUGACCUCAUUUAAAGAGACUAUUUUAGCAGAAUGCCAAGGCAUGAUCAAACGAAAUGAAACUGAAAAGUUACAUUUGAUGUUUUCAUUGAUGGACAAAGUUCCUAAUGGGAUAGAGCCAAUGUUGAAGGAUUUGGAGGAGCAUAUCAUUAGUGCUGGCCUAGCUGACAUGGUGGCUGCUGCUGAAACCAUCACUACUGAUUCUGAGAAGUAUGUGGAGCAAUUACUUACUCUGUUUAAUAGAUUCAGUAAACUGGUCAAAGAAGCUUUUCAAGAUGAUCCUCGUUUCCUUACUGCAAGAGAUAAGGCGUAUAAAGCAGUUGUUAAUGAUGCUACCAUAUUUAAACUUGAAUUACCUUUGAAGCAGAAAGGAGUGGGGUUGAAAACUCAGCCUGAAUCGAAAUGCCCUGAGUUGCUUGCCAAUUACUGUGAUAUGCUAUUAAGGAAAACACCGUUAAGCAAAAAACUAACCUCUGAAGAGAUUGAAGCAAAGCUUAAAGAAGUGCUCUUGGUACUUAAAUAUGUACAAAAUAAAGAUGUUUUUAUGAGGUAUCAUAAAGCUCAUCUUACCCGACGCCUUAUAUUGGACAUCUCUGCUGACAGUGAGAUUGAAGAAAACAUGGUAGAGUGGCUGAGAGAAGUUGGUAUGCCAGCAGAUUAUGUGAACAAGCUUGCCAGAAUGUUUCAGGACAUAAAAGUAUCUGAAGACUUGAACCAAGCUUUUAAGGAAAUGCACAAAAAUAAUAAGUUGGCAUUACCAGCUGAUUCAGUUAAUAUAAAGAUUCUGAAUGCUGGCGCCUGGUCUAGAAGCUCUGAGAAAGUGUUUGUCUCACUUCCUACUGAACUGGAGGACUUGAUACCUGAGGUAGAAGAAUUUUACAAAAAAAAUCAUAGUGGUAGAAAAUUACAUUGGCACCAUCUCAUGUCAAAUGGAAUUAUAACAUUUAAGAAUGAAGUAGGUCAGUAUGACUUGGAAGUAACCACGUUUCAGUUGGCUGUGUUGUUUGCAUGGAACCAAAGGCCCAGAGAGAAAAUCAGCUUUGAAAAUCUAAAACUUGCAACAGAACUCCCUGAUGCCGAACUUAGAAGAACUUUAUGGUCUUUAGUAGCUUUUCCCAAGCUCAAACGCCAAGUUUUGUUAUACGAACCUCAAGUCAACUCACCCAAAGACUUCACAGAAGGGACCCUCUUCUCUGUGAACCAGGAGUUCAGCCUAAUAAAAAAUGCAAAAGUUCAGAAAAGGGGAAAAAUCAAUUUGAUUGGACGUUUGCAGCUCACUACAGAAAGAAUGAGAGAAGAAGAAAAUGAAGGGAUAGUUCAGCUAAGAAUAUUAAGAACCCAGGAAGCCAUCAUACAAAUAAUGAAAAUGAGAAAGAAAAUUAGCAAUGCUCAACUGCAGACUGAGUUAGUAGAGAUUUUGAAAAACAUGUUCUUACCACAGAAGAAAAUGAUAAAAGAGCAAAUCGAGUGGCUGAUAGAGCACAAGUACAUCAGGAGAGAUGAGGCCGACAUCAACACGUUCAUCUACAUGGCGUAGCUGAGCACUGUGCCACUGUUGAAGCACAGAUAGAUUCUGGAGCCCCUGGGCAGAAAGUUGUCCCGGUUUGAGCUGGAGGAAGGUUUAUUUGGACUUUGAUUACAUAAAUAUUAAACUCUCUGCCUUACCUUACAAACGACUAUAUUUUGCCAGUCACAUUAGUUAGCAUGAUGGCAUUCCCUUCAUGUUGCACACUCUUAACAGCAUGCUGUUUUGUGGAGAAAAUUGCAUUCAUGAAGAGCCCAUUAUGAACUUCAAAGUCAGUUCAAUUUUUACCCACCAAGAGAAAUAACAUUUUGGAAGGGUGAGGGUGGGGUUCUUGUUGCUUCUUUUACCCCCUUCUCCUCUUUAAAGGAAUAUACUUGCACAAGGAAGGAUGCUCAGAUAUUCAUGCACUGAAAAAUGCUGUUAUCUUUUUUUUUUUUUAAAUGCAAUUAAAGGUAGAGGUAGCACUCUUAGCUUCUUUUAAUGAAAAGAGUGAAGUUGUCAACACCAUAUUGGGAAAGGGCAGGUGUACUUGAGAAGAUGAGGAUGCCAUAGUAUCAAGUUGUUUGUUAAACACUGCUUUUAGUUUAAUAACUGGAUUUUGAUGAUGACCUGAAAAUGGUAUUAAAUAUUUCUACCUUACAAAUCCUGAUUGUCGUUAAGCAGGAGACUGCUGUUUUAGUUGUUUGUUGUUAAAUGGUAAGGAUUUGGGGUUUCCUUUAUAAGUCUUGUAUCGUUGGAGAGCUUGUUUUGAAAACAUGAAGUUUAUAAUGAAUGUUGCUUCGGUUGUUAAAUUUAUGGGUAUAGGUAAGUCAUUGAUUGCAGAAUCAGAAUCACAAAGCAAACGUGUUAAGUGUGUUACUAAUACACUUAAUUCAUAUACACUUAAUAUUUAUUAUGCCAUGUCAAAAUUUAUUGAAAACAAUGCAGAAAAAUACUCUGAUACAGUACAAUGAGAGAAUUGCUUUCUAAACCUGUAGCAUAGAAUUAUUUGGUGUUUUGAAAAUGUUGUGAUUAGGGAUUUACCACCUCAGUUUUCUUGAAAGACAUUUUUUGUUAAAAUAAUAAUUCCCUGUCACCUAGGAGGAAGAGAGAUGAGAUUACAGCCUGAGAUCUGAGAAGCUUUCAGAGUUGUUGGCCGUAACAUGAGUAGUAACCUUGCCAAAUAUGUAUAUAUAUAUUUAUAUAUUUUAAAAAUAAGCAUUUUUAAAAUGUUCAGAGGGCAACACUUAGCUUGCUCUCUCAGUUAAUCCGGAGCAGUGACUCAGGACUUCACAAUGCAGUAGGAAUUUAGAAAUUGAGGGCUUGAGCAACUGAAGAGAGAAUGAUUCCCCAUCAGGAAAAAUGGCUCCAUGUGUAUUUUUACUCAUUGUGGUGCACAUUUCAAGUUUUCUUGCAAAUUGUUUUAUAAUCUUUGAUGUUAAGUAAUAUUUUGAAGUAUGGCUUUGAAAUUAACAGAAAAUGGAGUGUUGAGAAGCAUACAGUAUUAUAUCACCACAGUGGGCUGUGGACCUGCCUGCAGCCUCAGCAGCUGUGAGCCCCUUCCUGGAAGGAAGGGAAAUACAUGUCAGACAUUUAAAGUUUUUCUUAUAGUCAAAUAUCUGUUGGGAAACUCAUAGGAAGUUGGAAGUGCAUGUGUGCUCACUGUCUACCCUGCUGCUCUGAGGAGGCCAUGGCUAGAACAGGUGUGAAGCGUGACUCACUGUACGAGGUUUCCACGAUGUGGAUGAUAGUUGACGUUGGUGCAUCCAGAACUCAGAGAGAUACCUUUAUAAUGACUGUGGCCCUUCUGUUUAAUAGUUUUGGUGUUGGCAAAUUUUCCUGUCCCAGUACCAGAAUGCCAAAGGAGGAAACAAUCAAGGGAAAAAUUUUAGGCCAUUUCUUAAUGUUUAAGAUUUGUCAUUUUAAACCAUAAUUUUUCUUAGAACAUCUUUGAAAUUUCUAAUCACUUUGGUCAUUUAAGAAUGAGAGCUGUGAUGUUUUGAUUUAUAAAGGCAAACUUAAUGCAAAGUGGGUAACGCUAAAUCCAUAGCAAAGUUUUUUAUUAAAUUUUAUAAAUUUUUUACUAGUUAAUUAUGUCCUAAUUGUAUUUUGGGGAAUGAACAGCAGUCAAUACCACAGACUUAACAGUUUUCAUCAUUUUUUAAAAUAUAUAUACAAAAGUGUAAGUGCUUUUUGGUGUUAAUCAAACUGUUUAGUUGACAAGGUGCCUAUUGCCUAUACCAUUGUUGAGAUUUUCUUUAAGUAUUUUAUCAAUAGAUUUGCUAAAUUAAAAAAAAUUCUGAAACAGAUCUUAACCAGGAGUUUUCUGAAGGUCCAGAACCACCGUUACUGUUCCCUAUCUGACUUCUCUCCCUGCAGACUUUCAUUCUUGGCUGUCUGAGCAGGGCCAAGCAUGACACAGGUAAUGGGAAGAAGAACCCUGCCUUCCACUCACCAACAAAGAGCCAUUUGUAAGUCAAUAGUGUAGCAGGCUCAGAGUUUUCAGUACUUCCAUCUGAUUAAAGGUGGCAUCAUCUAUAGCCUGUUGCCAUCUCAUGGCCAGAGUAAGGAGACAGGAAACAGAUUCACACAGUGGAAAAUGUGGGACACAUUUGGUGAUCACAGUUAGACAAAUGUUAGACCAUCAUUAUUCUAAUAUUUUUUAUAAGGAUCCUCAAAUUCUGAAGUCGCCCAAUUUUUACAAUUAUUGGAGGAGGUCCCCGAGUUUAUCAACCUUUGUGCAUAAUUAUUAAAGUCUCCAAAAAAUGAAAUGUUAUUCUUAUUUUUACUCUUCAUUAAAUUUUAUGUGAUAUCAUUAGCCCUGCUCCAAGGGCAAAUUUUUCAAAUUCAAUCUGGGUGAAAUAUUUGCUAGUUUACAAAAGAUUUGCUAUCAUAAACUCAAGCUGGCUCUUCUGUUUUCAUGUAAACGACUGGGGUGCUGUCACAAGUUCUCCCAAGUCACAGUUAUGGAAGAAACAUUGUUUGAGAGCGUUCCUGUCAUCUACUCUCUGUGUGGUCUGGAGUUCCUAAGGUGUAGUCUAUCCUCAUGGUCUGUACAGUUUUGAAUGUGCACCACUACAUACUGAAAUGAUACUGUACAGUUUUACACGGGAGCAGUUUCUGUAUGCAGUAGGCUGAAAUAUUUUGAUGAUUUUUGGGAUUUUAUUUUUUAAGUUGUAUAAUUUAUUUUCUUGCAAAAUAAAAGUGUAAUAUAAAAGCUUUCA
Cricetulus griseus (Chinese hamster) is the source of this 6113-nucleotide messenger RNA. The record is from RefSeq and is a predicted model, not a curated record. NCBI's taxonomy places the organism in Eukaryota, Metazoa, Chordata, Mammalia, Rodentia, Cricetidae.